AUGAUAUCAGUGCUAGACACAGACCGUCGUGGCAGAGACACAGACCGUCGUGGCAGAGACACAGACCGUCGUGGCAGAGACACAAACCGUCGUGGCAGAGACACAGACCGUCGUGGCAGGGGGACACAGACCGUCGUGGCAGGGACACAGACCGUCGUGGGGACACAGACCGUCGUGGCAGAGACACAGACCGUCGUGGCAGGGACACAGACCGUCGUGGCAGAGACACAGACCGUCGUGGCAGAGACACAGACCGUCGUGGCAGAGACACAGACCGUCGUGGCAGAGGACACAGACCGUCGUGGCAGGGACACAGACCGUCGUGGCAGGGACACAGACCGUCGUGGCAGAGACACAGACCGUCGUGGCAGAGACACAGACCGUCGUGGCAGAGACACAGACCGUCGUGGCAGGGACACAGACCGUCGUGGCAGAGACACAGACCGUCGUGGCAGGGACACAGACCGUCGUGGCAGAGACACAGACCGUCGUGGCAGGGACACAGACCGUCGUGGCAGAGACACAGACCGUCGUGGCAGAGACACAGACCGUCGUGGCAGAGACACAGACCGUCGUGGCAGAGACACAGACCGUCGUGGCAGAGACACAGACCGUCGUGGCAGGGACACAGACCGUCGUGGCAGGGACACAGACCGUCGUGGCAGAGACACAGACCGUCGUGGCAGAGACACAGACCGUCGUGGCAGGGACACAGACCGUCGUGGCACGGACACAGACCGUCGUGAGGGACACAGACCGUCGUGA
This is a messenger RNA of Procambarus clarkii (red swamp crayfish), 765 nucleotides long. The record is from RefSeq and is a predicted model, not a curated record. Lineage: Eukaryota; Metazoa; Arthropoda; Malacostraca; Decapoda; Cambaridae.